This is a messenger RNA of Tribolium castaneum (red flour beetle), 2274 nucleotides long. It is a transcript of the gene Miro, whose product is annotated as Mitochondrial Rho. NCBI's taxonomy places the organism in Eukaryota, Metazoa, Arthropoda, Insecta, Coleoptera, Tenebrionidae. The record is from RefSeq and is a predicted model, not a curated record. Gene Ontology annotation, molecular function: GTP binding; GTPase activity; calcium ion binding. Gene Ontology annotation, biological process: mitochondrion organization; small GTPase-mediated signal transduction. The transcript has 11 exons. Gene Ontology annotation, cellular component: mitochondrial outer membrane. The coding region runs from base 219 to 2219 and encodes 666 amino acids.
AAUUCCGUGCCAAUCUCGCCACGCACGCGUCAAAUUUGACAUUUGUUCAUUGAGGUUUGGGGUUUCGGUAAAAUUGUUUACAAAAAGGGGCACAAGAGACACCCGUUUGUUUGGACUUUGAGUGCCCUUGCUUGUGUCGGUAAAUUUACAGUAAUGUGGGCGUCGGUUUGGGUGUGAGUGACAAAGUGUCCCAAUCCGGCCCUGGUAAAAAUUCUAAGAUGGUUGUUAAGAUCCAGAUGAAGCGCAACGUUCGCAUCCUCCUAGUCGGGGACCGCGGCGUCGGCAAGACCUCGCUCAUUCUCUCGCUGGUCAGUGAAGAGUUCCCGGAAAAUGUGCCCAGCAAGGCGGAGGAAAUUACCAUCCCGGCCGACGUCACCCCCGAGCAAGUGCCCACGAAUAUCGUCGAUUACUCGGCGGCUGAGCAAAGCGACGAGCAGCUGAACGAGCAAAUUAAGAAAGCCAACGUUAUUUGCGUGGUUUACGCCGUGGACGAUGACGACAGCAUUGACAGGAUUUCCUCGCACUGGAUGCCCCUCAUCCGGCAAAACCACCCAGACAAGCCCUGCCCUGUGGUCCUCGUGGGCAACAAGAUCGACCUGGUGGACUAUUCCACGAUUGACGGCGUUUUCCAAGUCAUGGACGAAUUUUCCGAAAUAGAAACAUGUAUAGAGUGUUCAGCUAAAACUUUGAAAAACAUCUCGGAGAUGUUUUACUAUGCACAGAAGGCCGUGCUUCACCCAACGCCCCCUAUUUACUCCGUGGAAAAGGCUGAUCUGACUGACGCGUGCAAAAAGGCUUUAAUUCGGAUUUUUAAAAUCUGCGAUAUUGAUUGCGACGGACUUUUGAAUGAUAUUGAACUGAAUAAUUUCCAAAGUCGGUGUUUUAAUGCCCCUUUACAGCCCCAAGUCCUUGAUGACGUCAAAGCCGUCUUGAGGAAAAACAUCGACGAUGGGGUUAGUCAUAAUUGUGUCACGUUGAAGGGCUUCUUGUAUUUGCACACGCUGUUCAUACAAAGGGGGCGAAAUGAGACCACCUGGACAGUUUUAAGAAAGUUUGGUUACAACGACAACUUGAAUAUGUGUAAAGAAUAUCUGUUUCCAAAUUUGAAGGUACCGUCUGGCUGUACCACGGAACUGUCCCAUAAAGGGUACCAAUUCCUGACCCACAUAUUUGAAAGGUUUGAUAAAGACCGCGACCAUGCGUUAUCACCCUCUGAAUACACUGAACUUUUCUCGACUUGUCCGACCCCUGCGUGGCCCCCCGAUGUGAGUGCAAUGGUCCCAACCAACGAAAAGGGUUGGAUCACAUACCAGGGUUAUAUGUGUCAAUGGGCGCUCAUGACUUUGGUAGACCUGCCCCGAACCUUCGAGUAUUUAGCUUACUUAGGUUACAACAUUUACGAGAAUGAAAGUCAGGUAUCAGCUGUACAAGUAACGAGAGAAAAGAAAAUUGAUUUGGCGAAAAAACAGUCGAGUCGAAAUGUGUAUCAGUGUCACGUGAUUGGACCAAUGGGGGCGGGGAAGUCCAGUUUCUGUCGGAGUUUUAUUAGAUCGCCUACUGAACAAAAAAGUCCCCACUUGGAAAAUACAGGAACGCCCACUUGUACAGUUAAUGUCGUGCAGGUCUACGGUCAGGAAAAAAUAAUGGUGCUACGUGACAUUAAUGUGAGGAACGUGUCUGACCCCUUAUUGCCUCAUGAGGUUCAGUGUGAUGUUGCUUGUUUGGUCUAUGACAACAAUAAUCCAAAGUCGUUUGAAUAUAUCGCACGUAUUUAUAUUAAAUAUUUUGCCGAGAGUAAAAUACCGGUUUUGGUAGUCGCAUGUAAAAGCGAUUUGGAGGAAGUAAAGCAGGAGUAUUUAUUACAACCGCUUACAUUUUGUCAAAAAUACAAAGUACUGCCACCUCAGAAUUUUUCAGUUAAAGGGCACAUGAGAAAGGAUGUGUUUGUCAAGUUGGCAACAAUGGCUGCUUUCCCUCGGUUUCAAGCAGCUUGGAUUUUGUUCUACAAACACAGUCCUUUACGCCGCAUGGUUCAUAUGUUACUGUUGCGCCCACAACCAUCAGAAUGGUUUAAUCAGUUUUACAGGAAUUUGAGAGAAUUCGGAAUACUUCCUACGGAUACGAGGACGUGGUGGAAGGCGGGAUUGAGUCUAGCGGCAGUUACGGCAGUCGGUCUAAUUGUCGCGAAAGUUUUGCAUAGUUCUGAUAAAGUCAGAUAGUUUGAAAGGCACGAAUAUUUUCUUGUACCAAAUAAAGGCGGAAAUGAUCAGUGAA